AAACAAUCACAGACUUUAGAUCCACCUCUAACCCUACCUUACCCUCUCCUCUCUCUCCCCAACACUCCCUCCGCCGCCGCCGGCCGCCUGCGCUGCCCCGCCGCUGCGCCGCCUGCUCCGCCGCGCGCCGCCCCUUCCAAUUCAGCAGUCCGUAACAAAAUCAUGCAGGGAGCUGCCAACCUGGUAGCAACAGAGUCAAACAAAAACUGCGGGCAGAUUGCAUCGGAGCAACAAACAAACCGCCGUGAGACAGAUCGAAGCCGCCGCGACCAGCACAUCACCAUGGCCACAACAGACGGCGGGACGCCGGACCGCAUCAGCGGCCUCUCCGACGACCUCCUCCGCAGCAUCCUGCUCCGCCUCGGCUCCACCCCCGAAGCCGCGCGCACCAGCGUCCUCGCCCGCCGCUGGCGCCGCGUCUGGGCCACCCUCCCGGAGCUCACCUUCUGCUACGGCAACGAGUCGCCGUGGUCGUCGGAGCCGGUGUGCCGCCGCAUCGACAAGGCUCUGGUCGCCUGCUCCGCGCCGGCCAUCGACCGCGCGCCUGGACCCACUUCCCCAUGGACCGCGUCGCUCGGUGGCUGCGCUUCGCGUCGCGGCGCCUCACGGGCGAGCUCCGCCUCUCGAUGCCCCCCCACGACUACCAGGACGGGAGAGCAAUGGUGCUUCCGCCGUGCGCGAGGGCCACCUGCAUCCGCCUCGACCUCUGCCGCAACACCCUGCGCUUCGGGCCGGCCUCCGGCGGGGCGUUCACGGCGCUGUCCACCCUGAGGAUAGAGCGCGGCCACAUGGACUGCCGUGAGCUGGAAGACGUGGUGUCCUCUCGCUGCCCAGGCUUGAAGGAGCUCACCCUGGGCUACGUCUCCCUACAAGGAGAUCCGGGCGUCUGCAUACGGUCCGACUCGCUGGAGUACUUGGAGAUCUUCGGUGAGCUGAAAGUCCGUGACCAUGGUCGGCUCGAGGUCGCCGCCCCAAAGCUCCGAGCGUUGACCAUAAGGGGCAGCUUGCCCGAGGAUACUCGCAUCUCUGCGCCAAUGCUCUCCGAGGUGUGCUGGACCUACGACGACUACGACCCGAGCUGCCACCAAUUUGUGGACGUUGGACGCCAUCUCCGGCGGCUGGAGAUCGAGACAAACUCGGCAGCGGAGCUGAUGAACAUGUUCGACACCAUCGAGGAGCUGAACCUGACUGUCGACAUUGCAGAGGGCGUAAACGAAUAUCGUAGGUUUCUGAAGGAUAUAAAUAAUGUUGCCAAGUGUGAGGUUUUGUCAGUAACAUUCACUGGGGAAGAGCAUGCCUUUAGGCCAACAAUGCUGCAUCUUCUCAAGAAAUGCACACGCAUAAGAAAGCUUGAGGUGUUUUUGGGUUCCAGUGAGGACGAGAGUCCUUGUCCAUCGCUUUGCCCUUGUCGCUUGCAAGAGAAUUUCAUAGUUAAUAGCAUCAAUUUAGGUUCACUUGAAGAGGUAGAGAUCCACUUCGACGAAACAUAUGAGCUACUAUACUUAAUCGAGCUGCUAUCCAAAAAAGCAUUGAUCCUUAAAAAGAUUAUCAUCAGUUACGAGUCAUCCUAUGACCCUCUACUUAUUAAGGAAGUGCGCGAGAUGGUCCGGAGCAUCUGUCAUCCAGAUAUCAAACUUGAAUUCACUUGAAGGCUUGAAGUACUAGAUAUAUCCACUUCUUCCUAGAUCAUAUAUAUGAACUACUAGGUACUAGGCUUAAUAAUGGAGCUGCUACCAAAAUGCAGUAAUCCUUAAAAAGAUUAUCAUCAGUUAAGAUCAUCCAGCAUAUCUCUAAUAAGCAAGAGAGUGCAAGAAGGUCCGCUGCAUGCGCCAGCCAAAAUAUCAAAGUCACAAUUUCAUUGUGCUUUCAUGCUGGAGGCGGUUGAGUACUCAAGUAGUUAUAAGAGGUUUGUGAAUUGGAGUGUGAUGGUUUUUUUUAAUUACUAGUUUAGUACCCAACUUUUUACUGUAUGUAUUUUAUUUUACUACUUCAGUUGAAUAAUUCUUUGGAGAGCAAUAGCAAGGAGAGCAUAUUGUGAAAUUUUAGGAACACUGAGUGUUUGUUGGUUUGAUGAAUUAUUAAUGAAAAGAUGGUGGACUAGGGGACUUCACCAAAUGAUCUUAGGAACUCA
Molecule: messenger RNA, 2131 nt
Organism: Panicum virgatum (switchgrass)
Lineage: Eukaryota; Viridiplantae; Streptophyta; Magnoliopsida; Poales; Poaceae
Exons: 3
Coding region: 561-1649 (362 amino acids)
Source: RefSeq, a predicted model, not a curated record